Messenger RNA from Funneliformis geosporum, 432 nucleotides. The record is from the annotation of a GenBank genome assembly. NCBI's taxonomy places the organism in Eukaryota, Fungi, Glomeromycota, Glomeromycetes, Glomerales, Glomeraceae.
AUGAUGAAAGUAGCAGCGAUGAAUUAUCAUCAAAAUCAACAUAUUAAGAAGAAGAAGAUUUCAAGUGAAGAUUCAACUGAUGAUGAAUCUUCAUUUUCAAAUUCAGAUAAAGGGUUUUCAACAAGAAGUUCGAGUUCUUCGUCGAGUGGAGACAAUAGCGAUUCAAGUAGAGAGAAGAUUCUAUUAAUCAUCACGAUAAUGCUGGCAAUAGAUUCUUCCGAGGAAUCAUCUGACGAAAGUAAAGUUCGUGAGAGAAAUGAAAUUUAUUCGAAUGAUGAGAUCCAUUUACUAGAGAAGAAACGAGAUUUCAGUGCAGUUGGAUCAAUGAGUGGUAAGUGUAGUAAGUCGGAGAAUGAAGAAAAUAGUGGUAUUAAAGAUAAAUCAUCGAUUAAAAAGAAUUCGAAAUGCAUUUAUCAAGAUCUUAAUAGAUAA